AUGGAGGUGUGUCGGAUUUCUCUAUUCUUCGUAGCUCUCGCGUCACCACAAGUUGUAACUUGUGCAACAUUGGAGGAUGUAGUUCAGCUUCACACCGAUCUCUUCUCAAAUUAUUCCACCAACUACGUGCCAGUCCACAAUCACACUGACAUACUCAAUGUAUCCGCAGCAAUAUAUCUUAUGAAUAUUCUUAACAUUGAUGCCGUGUCCGGUGUUAUCGAGAUGACUUUUUGCGUAGAAACCCAGUGGACAGAUUAUCGACUAUCUUGGACUCCCAGUUCCUACGGUGGAUUGACGGGCUACAAUCUAAAGGCAUCUUAUAUAUGGCACCCUAAGAUAUUUCUGCUGACAACAGCAGCUGAGCUCGAGUCUUUUUCCGGCAAUGAGUUCCUUGCGAAUGCACAGCCAUCAGGAGAAAUACAGUUGAUAACAGGAAAAUUGGUGAAAUCAAUAUGUAAUGUAGACAUGACCCACUAUCCGACUGACACACAGACUUGUUCUUUUGUAAUCUGCCCUUGGGGUUACACUCCAUCUGAGGUGCGUCUCAUCCCUUCAAAUAGCACAGUCGCUUUACAGUUCCUUUCGCCAAAUGGUGAAUGGGACAUUGCUUCCACUUCUAUAGUACAGAGUUCAUUUUACGAACCACAAGUAGCGGCACUUCAGAUAAAUUUAACCCUUAGCAGAAAAUCAACAUAUUACAUGAUAUCGUUAAUCGCGCCCAUUGUGCUACUCAUACUCCUAUCCUCCGCUGCUUUUCUCAUUCCGGUCUCUUCCGGUGGAAGGGUUUCCUAUGCUAUAUCAAUGCUGUUGUCGUUAGCCCUUUACUUGAGUCUGAUCUCAGCAAGCAUUCCACAGGUUUCCGAGCCUAUGGCGGGCAUCUCCUACUUUCUGACGCUUUCACUCAUAGGUAGCUCCGUUCUAGUGUUACUUACGAUAUUCACACUCAGAUUAGAAUCCAUUGACACUCUAGACGGAUACCCAGAACGGUUUAUCCGUGUGGUGAGAUCUUUCAAAAAUUGCAGCUUUAAAAGUAAGAAAAGAGAUGAAGUUGAAAAUAUAAAAACGCCGGAAAAUAACGAAAAGCAUUGCGAUAACGUGUCCUUGCAUAGUAGCACAGAAUCGGUGGAUUUGACAGUACCGGAAGUGAGGUCAUACAUCGACAUGUUUCUCUUUAUCACUUCCACCGCUGUGGGUGUAAUUAUGAUCAUCUUCUAUUUUGGCGGAUACAUCAAGAAUUAG
Ylistrum balloti is the source of this 1239-nucleotide messenger RNA. RefSeq names its product acetylcholine receptor subunit alpha-like. Gene Ontology annotation, molecular function: transmembrane signaling receptor activity; neurotransmitter receptor activity; extracellular ligand-gated monoatomic ion channel activity. The transcript has a single exon. Bases 1 to 1239 code for a protein of 412 amino acids. Gene Ontology annotation, biological process: signal transduction; nervous system process; monoatomic ion transmembrane transport. Gene Ontology annotation, cellular component: neuron projection; synapse; membrane. The record is from RefSeq and is a predicted model, not a curated record. Lineage: Eukaryota; Metazoa; Mollusca; Bivalvia; Pectinida; Pectinidae.